Molecule: messenger RNA, 1092 nt
Organism: Capsella rubella
Lineage: Eukaryota; Viridiplantae; Streptophyta; Magnoliopsida; Brassicales; Brassicaceae
Exons: 2
Coding region: 1-1092 (363 amino acids)
Source: RefSeq, a predicted model, not a curated record
AUGUCUAUGCUUCUUAGACAUGUAUGGAAAGAAGCCCUUGGACGAAACCAUAGCCGUCGGUUCUCAUCUUCGUUAUGCACCAAUCAGCCUUAUCUCAUCCUCGGGGGAGAUUAUUGUGGGGUUGAUUUGAUCAAGGGUGAUAACGUUGGGCACCUCGAGUAUUAUGAUCCUUGUAAAGGUGAAGUCAAGGUUUCGGAAAAGAUAGUGCCUAUGGAGUUUCUGGAGUUAAUGGGAAGGAUUGGAUCGUCUCAUGGUUGGGUAGCUUCUUUGAACACACGUGAUGCGUCCAUGUCUCUCAUAGAUGAUCUUAACCCUACCACUUCACUAGAUUCAUACCCAAAACGUAUUUCACUGCCUCCUUUUGUCACUUUGCCUUAUUGCCAAACCCAACUUGUCUCUAACGUGGCUAUGUCGUCCGCUUCUCCUGAACAAGAGGACUGUGUUUUGGCUGUCAAGUUCUUUGGACCUCAGCUCAGCUUAUGCAAGCCAUGUUCCGGUCCGAAUACGAAAUGGUUCAACAUCAGAACCCCAAAUAGGUUUUUCAACUCCCAGGUCAUGUACUCCAGAAGAAACCAAAUGUUCUGCAUGGCCGCUUCUGGAGGCCAUUACACGGGAUCAUGGGAUCUCCACAAACAUAGGCAUAACCCUAUAUUGAACCAGUUGAAGUUGCAAAACUUUCCCAAGUUGAUGCAACCGGAGCUAGGACUGUUGGAUUCAUGUUUCAGGAGGGAAGACUUGGUGGAGUCACCCACCGGUGAAUCCUUUCUCGUUAAAUGGUACGACGACGGAAGCAGCAGCUAUAGUGAUUCGGAAAAGUCGAAAACCAACAAGCUUUUCUUGGUGUUCAAGAUAGACGAGGAAGGUAAUGCUUGUUACACUCAAGAUAUUGGAGAUCUUUGCAUUUUCUUGUCCAAGUCUGAGCCUUUCUGUCUACAUGCAAGCUUGUACUCUGGCCUCACUCCUAACUCGGUCUACUUCGUUGGCUUCGACGACAUAGGAGUUUGCAAUCUUGCCACUUCCACCGUCCAUCAGAUUCCAAAUAUUAAUCCCGACAAUUACCCGUCCAUGACUACGUUCUGGCUUCAUAAUUAG